AUGGGUUGCGGAAUGAGCACUGAGGAUAAGGAGGGCAAGGCCCGGAACGAGGAGAUUGAGAACCAGCUCAAGCGCGACAAGAUGCUGCAAAGGAACGAGAUCAAGAUGUUGCUUCUCGGUGCCGGAGAGUCUGGAAAAUCCACGAUCUUGAAACAGAUGAAGCUCAUUCACGAGGGCGGUUACUCGCGCGACGAACGAGAAUCCUUCAAGGAGAUCAUCUAUAGCAACACCGUUCAGUCCAUGCGGGUCAUCCUCGAGGCCAUGGAGUCUCUCGAGUUGCCCUUGGAGGAUGCGCGCAACGAGUACCACGUUCAAACCAUCUUUAUGCAGCCCGCCCAGAUCGAGGGUGACAGCAUCCCCCGGAGCUACUUCGAUGCCAUUGACCGCAUUGCCCAGCCCGACUACCUUCCCACCGACCAGGAUGUUCUCCGUUCGCGUGUCAAGACUACCGGUAUCACCGAGACCACCUUCAUCAUUGGCGAUUUGACCUACCGGAUGUUCGACGUCGGUGGUCAGCGAUCCGAGCGUAAGAAGUGGAUUCACUGCUUCGAGAACGUCACCACCAUUCUGUUCUUGGUCGCCAUCUCCGAGUACGACCAGUUGCUGUUCGAGGACGAGACCGUCAACCGUAUGCAAGAGGCCCUGACCCUGUUCGACUCCAUCUGCAACUCCCGGUGGUUCGUAAAGACUUCAAUCAUUCUUUUCCUCAACAAGAUCGAUCGCUUCAAGGAGAAGCUGCCCGUCAGCCCGAUGAAGAACUAUUUCCCCGAUUAUGAGGGUGGUGCCGACUACGCCGCUGCCUGCGAUUACAUCCUCAACCGCUUUGUGUCCCUGAACCAGGCCGAGCAGAAGCAGAUUUACACCCACUUCACCUGCGCCACCGACACUACCCAGAUCCGCUUCGUUAUGGCUGCCGUGAACGAUAUCAUCAUCCAGGAGAACCUCCGUCUCUGUGGUUUGAUCUAA
Penicillium maclennaniae is the source of this 966-nucleotide messenger RNA. It is a transcript of the gene gpaA, whose product is annotated as guanine nucleotide-binding protein subunit alpha gpaA. Bases 1 to 966 code for a protein of 321 amino acids. Gene Ontology annotation, molecular function: GTPase activity; G protein-coupled receptor binding; GTP binding. The record is from RefSeq and is a predicted model, not a curated record. Gene Ontology annotation, biological process: G protein-coupled receptor signaling pathway. Gene Ontology annotation, cellular component: heterotrimeric G-protein complex. Lineage: Eukaryota; Fungi; Ascomycota; Eurotiomycetes; Eurotiales; Aspergillaceae. The transcript is spliced from 4 exons.